AUGCUUCCCUACCUCUUUCCUGACCUCUCUGCCUUUCCCACUGGUGCUGACCUCAUUACGCACCUCCGCACUAGUGACACUCGCUACCGCGCCGCCCUUCCUGCUGAGUUCUGCGCUAAGAACCCACCCCCCAUGUACAUCGCUCUCUACUACGUAGUCGCGCGCCUCCCUGACUCCCUUCGCGUCGUCAGGGACCACUUUCUCGCAGUCUGCCCCACCACCCUCACCGUCGACCUCCUCGAGAAGGCCCUCCUCGCAGCGGAGAAGAGCAUAGUCGCUGUAGGUGCUUCUCGUGGUGACCCUCGCACCCCCAUCUUUGAGGGGUGCUCUCCUUCCCCUUUGCUGCCCUCUGUUGCCUCUGCUGCUGCUGCCGACCUGCUUGGUCUUGAGUCGGUCGGCGCGGCGUCUACCCCUAGUGGGAGACGUCGCUCUAGCAAGGGCAAGGGAGGCAAGGGCGCGGGUGGAGCUGGAGGGGGCGGUGGCGGUGGCGGCGAUGGCGGCGGAGGGAGUGGGGGUGGCGGCGGGACUAGUGGCGGGGGUGGUGGUGGUGGUGGCAGCAGCGGCGCAGACGGUGGUGGUGGUGCCAGCGGUGGUGGUGGAGGCAGCAGCGGAGGUGGAGGCGGCGGAGGUGGAGGCGGUGGAGGCGGCAGCGGAGGAGGCGGUGGUGGUGGAGGAGGUGGAGCUGGUCGAGGUGGUACCCAGCAGCGUAGCGGCGGUGGUGGUGGCCAGCGCUCGCACCGGCAGCAGCAGCAGCGCUCGCGGGACAUCCCUCCGCCUCAGCAGCUUUGUGAGUGGUACGCUGGGCGUCAGAGGGGUGGGGGUACUGGUCCCUGCACCUACGUUCUUCGUUCCGGCGACCGCGCGGGUGAGCAGUGUGGGGGUGCCCACGCCACCCAGCGCUGCUUUGGCCGCCUGACGGACGCUUGGCGUCGGCAGUUCCCUGGGGCUAGUGAGAUCCCUCGCUGGGAUGAGCUUCUAAGGGCUGGUGUAGCGAUCUUUGAUCUUGAUUUUGAUGCUAUCCUUGCUGCUAUGUAUGCUGUGGAUUAUACUGAGGAGAAUGAGGGUUACCGGUGGUGA
Molecule: messenger RNA, 1077 nt
Organism: Closterium sp. NIES-65
Lineage: Eukaryota; Viridiplantae; Streptophyta; Zygnematophyceae; Desmidiales; Closteriaceae
Source: the annotation of a GenBank genome assembly